Myotis myotis is the source of this 6015-nucleotide messenger RNA. RefSeq lists its product as uncharacterized. Gene Ontology annotation, biological process: mRNA catabolic process; rRNA catabolic process. The record is from RefSeq and is a predicted model, not a curated record. Bases 116 to 5884 code for a protein of 1922 amino acids. Gene Ontology annotation, molecular function: ribosome binding; RNA endonuclease activity. The transcript is spliced from 11 exons. Lineage: Eukaryota; Metazoa; Chordata; Mammalia; Chiroptera; Vespertilionidae.
CUGAAUCUUCCCAUUACUACCUAAUUCACUCCCCAAAGUCAAACUGCAGCCUGCUAAUCUGCCCUGUCAUAGGCUUUUCUUGAGUCCUUAUCAGCCUUCCUCAGUGGGUAAUGUUAUGAAGACUGGGAGAGUCUGGCAGGGUUCCUGCUCCUCCCAGGCUGAUAUCAAAGAGCCACAGGACUGUGACAAAAAGCAAACAUUCAGAGGAAAGCCAGAUGUGGAACCGAAACAACAAGAGGAGAAGCAAGAGUAUCAGGACACAGGAGCUGCUGAGAUGGAAAGUCUCCAGACCAAUACGGAAAUGCUCUAUCCUGAGAUCAUUGUAGACGUGGGCACAGUGACUUUUGGAGAGGAGAACCGGAAGAAGAUGACCAAUAACCAGUUGAAAAGAAAUGAGAAUUCUAAAAUCAUCCAAGCCGCCUGUGCACUGUUGAAUUCUGGAGGGGGUGUGAUCAAAGCGAAGAUUGAUGAUAAAACCUACAGCUACCGCUGCCACGGGCUGGGACAGGAUCUGGAGACUUCUUUUCAGAAGCUCCUUCCUUCAGGCUCACAGAAAUACCUUGACUACAUGCAACAGGGGCACAGUCUCUUGAUUUUUGUAAAGUCAUGGAGCCCAGAUGUUUUCAGCCUCCCCCUAAGGAUCUGUAGCUUGCGUUCCAAUUUAUAUCAGAGAGAUGUGACGUCCGCCAUAAACCUGAGUGCUAGCAGUGCCCUCGAACUUCUCAGACAGAAGCAGUCCAGAGCCCAAAGAGGAAGACCAAGGGUGAAGGAGCUGCGUCCUCAGAAAGUUCUUGACAGACACAUUCAGGAAGAGGAAGAUAUGAGACUGUCUGCCUCAGAAUUUCUUAAAAAGGACAGACUCAUGUAUAAAGAGAAACUCAACUUUACUGAGUCAACACAUGUUGAGUUGAAAAGGUUCACCACCAAAAAGAUUGUCCCUAGGAUUAAAGAAAUGUUGCCUCAUUACAUUUCUGCAUUUGCCAACACCCAUGGGGGAUACCUAAUUAUCGGGGUAGAUGAUAAGAGCAAAGAAGUGUUUGGAUGUAAGAGAGAAAAAGUGAACCCUGACUUAUUAAAAAAAGAAAUAGAAAACUGCAUAGAAAAACUGCCUACAUUCCACUUCUGCCAUGAAAAGCCAAAGGUGAAUUUCACUACCAAAAUCUUGGAUGUCUACCAAAAGGAUGCCCUGUAUGGUUAUGUCUGUGUUGUUCAAGUGCAGCCCUUCUGCUGUGUGGUAUUCACAGAGGCUCCAGAUUCGUGGAUCAUGAAGGGCAGUUUGGUUGCAAGGCUGACAGCAGAGGACUGGGUGGCUAUGAUGCUGGAUAUUCCACCAGCUCCCGCCAGUUUGGCCAUAGACCACAGCCUUCCCCCGAUUUCACCAGCCUCCUCUGCACUAAGAAGAUCAUCAUAUCCUAUGAAAGUCCUGGAAUUUAAGGAGGUUCUACAACAACGUUUGCUUCCAGUGACACAGGAAGAGAUACAAUUUAAACCAGAAUCCCUCUGUAAGACGCUGUUCUCAGAUCAUAAAGAACUGGAGGAAUUCAUGAAGACACAGAUACGUCCUAUCUCGCAGGGGAUUGUGAUAUUUUCUCGAAGCUGGGCUAGUGAUAUUGGCUUAAGGAAAGAGCAGAAUGUCUUGUGUGACGCUCUCCUAAUAGCGGUGAACAGCCCGCUGGUACUCUAUACAAUCUGGGUGCACCCGAGUGGGCCCGAAGGGCCUGAGUAUGCCCGAACCACUGCUCGUCACUUAAAGCAGAAACUGGGAACUAUUGGUGGUUACACGGGGAAAGUGUGUGUCGUUCCGAGACUCCUGCACCUGCCGGGCACACAGCCUAGACCCUGUGGAGUCCCUGUGCACUACCCCCAAUCCUACCAGCUUGCUGAUGAGGAGGAAAUGGAAGACUUGUUGCAGGCCCUCAUCGUGGUGGUCUUGCUGUGCUCUCGAUCCCUUCUGAGUGACCGGCUGGGCUGUGAAUUUUUCAACUUGCUCAUAGAGGAGCAGUGUGAGUUGCUUUCAGAGAGCCUUCAAGAGACACGAGAAUUGUUCAUCCACUGCUUCCCAGGAACCAGGAAGACAGCCCUCGCCAUAAAGAUCAUGGAGAAAAUCAAGGACCUAUUCCACUGCAAACCAAAAGAGAUCCUCUAUGUUUGCGAACAUGACUCCUUAAAGGAUUACGUGGCCCAACAAACCACCUGCCAGGCUGUGACGCGGAAAACCUUCAUGCAAGGGGAGUUCCUAAAGAUUAAACACAUAGUGAUGGAUGAGACGGAGAAUUUCUGCAGUGUAUAUGGUGAUUGGUACAAGAAGGCUAAGAGUAUCACCCAUCCAGAGGUGAGGGGAGCUGGAAGGAGAAACCUUCACCAUGGGGUUCUCUGGCUUUUCCUGGACCCCUUCCAAGUCCAUCAUGCUGAUGUCAACGGCCUCCCCCCUCCAUCUGCUCAGUUUCCUCGGAAAACAAUCACCAAAGGGAUCCACUGUUCUCUGGAAAUAGCAAUGGUCAUGAAACAAGAAAUGAAGAAGACCAAAGAAAGUCCUCCCUCCGACAUGUUUCUGGACACACUGGCACUGUUCAGGGAAGCUGCCUACGAGGAAGCAAUCCGUGCCCAGGCUCUUCCUGGGGUGUGUGAAACAGAGACCAACCUGACAAUAGAACAAAUUGCGAAGUACGUGGCAGAAAGAUGUCACAGCCUGUUCCAAUGUGGCUAUCUGUCCAAAGAUAUAGCAAUUCUGUGCAGGAGAGGGGAGGACAGAGGACGCUAUGAGCUUGCACUGCUAAAAGCAAUGGAAUUAAUUGAGACCCACAGAGCAACAGAAGUUGUGUUCAGCCAGGCCUCUGGUGUUUUGGGCAGUCACAUCAUUUUAGACAGCAUUCAGCAGUUUUCAGGCCUAGAGAGGAAUAUUGUGUUUGGGCUUAGUCCAGAAUGCAGUCCUUCAGAGGAAACUCAUAAGCUCUCCUUUGCCUCAAGAGCCAUUAAACACCUCUACCUGCUUUAUGAAAAGAGAACAGCUUUCCCCUCAGUCCUGACCGGAACAGAUCAGGACUCCAGGAGUUUUGUCUCUAACAUCCCAACCCGGAGGAAUCUUCGAAUUCCCAAGAACAUCUGGAGGUGUGUGCCUGGGAAGAAAGUGGACCAAAGCAUGGCUCACUCGGAGAGCAGAACGAACAUGAAGAAACAUAAUCCAUCUCUGGUGGUAGAAUUAUCUUACCCAGACUUGGUCAUCAAUGUAGGAGAAGUAACUCUUGGGGAAAAAAACAGAAAGAAGCUGCAGAAAACUCAGAGAGAUCAGGAGAAGGAGAAAGUUUCGCAGGCUGCCUGUGCUUUGUUAAACUCAGGAGGAGGAGUGAUUCGGAUGGAAAUGGCUAACGGCAAUGAGCAACCUGUGGAGAUGGGGCUGGAUUUAGAAGAGUCUUUGAGAACACUUAUUCAAUCUUCAGAUUUGCAGGCUUUCUUUGAGUAUAAUCAACAAGGGAGGUGUUUUUACAUUUUUGUUAAAUCUUGGAACACUGACUUGUUCCCUGAAGAUGGUUUCAAGCCCCGCAUUUGCAGCCUGGAUUCUUCUUUACACCGUAGAUCUGGCACCUCUGUGCUUCCCAUGAAUUCAGGAGAGGCAUUUCGUUUCCUGGAAACCAAGAAAGGAAAUGCAAAACUUUUGGGGAAAGAACCUUCUAAUAAAAUUCUCAGGGUUGCAAAGCAAAACUUCCAUGACUCGAAUCCUGCUCACCUAAUUUUCCAAAGAGACCGGCUUCAGCGUGGUGAAAUCCUGCCUUUUCCUGAGUCUCAAUAUGUAGAGUUUAAACAGUUCUCUACGAAACGCACCCCAGACCGUGUAAAAGACAUAAUUCCAAAGUACAUAUCUGCAUUUGCAAACACUGGGGGAGGCUAUCUUUUUAUUGGAGUGGAGGAUGAGAGUAGGAAAGUUCUGGGAUGUGCUGAAGAAAACAUUAAGCGUGAGGAUUUGAAAAAGGAAAUAGAAGAUGCAAUAAACAAAUUACCUCAUUUCCAUUUUUGCCAAUCCCAAUGCCAGCUAACUUUCACAGUCAAAUUCUUGAAAGUGUUAUCCGAGGGGCAGUUGUAUGGAUAUGUUUGUGGGAUCAGAGUGGAGCCAUUCUGUGGUGCAGUGUUCUCAGAAGCUCCCAGGUCAUGGAUGGUGAAAGACAAGGAAGUCUGCUGCCUGACAACUGAGGAAUGGCUACGCAUGAUGAUGGACACAGACCCAGACCUUCUGAAAUUGUCCGAAGACUUUAAAUCUCAGCUGAGUCUGUCUAGCAGGCCUCCUCUUAGCAGACCAGUGUUCUCCAAGAAAGAAGUAGGAUACAAGGAAGAUCUCCAGCAACUUUUAUUUUCAGUAUCAUCAGAAGACUUGCAAUUUACUCCCAAAUCUCUCUUGGAGGAGCUGUACUCAGAGCAUGAAGGCCUGGAGGAAUUACUAAAGAAGCAAAUGCAUUCUUUCUCCCGGGGAAUUUUGAUCUUUUCUAGAAGCUGGGCUGUGAACCUGAACUUGCAAGAGAAACAGGGAGUCAUUUGCGAUGCUCUGCUGGUAACACAGAACAGCCCCCCCAUUCUCUAUACCAUUCUCGGGGAGCAGGAUGCAGAUGGGCAGUUGUACUGCACCCGUACCGCCUUUACCUUGAAGCAGAAGCUGGUGAACAUGGGGGGCUACACCGGGAAGCUGUGUGUCAUGACCAAGGUCCUCCAUCUGAGUCCUGAGAGCAAUGCAGAGUCCUUUGAAGGUUCAGACUCUCUGAUUAAGUAUCCUGAGUCCUACUACCUCGCAGACACCAAGCAAAUGGAAGCCUUGCUGCAGUCCCUUGUGAUUGUCUUGCUCAGCUUCAGGUCUUUCCUGAGUGACCAGCUUGGCUGUGAGAUUUUAAAUCUGCUCACGGUCCAACAGUAUGAGAUCGUCUCAAAAAACCUCCGCAAGACCAGAGAAUUGUUUAUCCAUGGUUUACCUGGCUCAGGGAAGACAAUCGUGGCCAUGAAGAUCAUGGAGAAGAUCAAGAAUACGAUGGGUUGUGAGAAAAAUGAAAUUCUCUAUGUUUGUGAGAACCAGCCUCUGAGGGACUUUAUUGGUAAAAAAGAUAUCUGCCAGGCAGUGACCCGAAAAACCUUCAUGAACAAAAACUCAAACUUUGAAAACAUUCAACACAUCGUCAUCGAUGAAGCUCAGAAUUUCCGCAAUGAGGAUGGGGGCUGGUAUAAGAAGGCAAAAACCAUCACUCAGAGAGGAAAGGAUGGCCCUGGAAUUCUCUGGAUCUUUCUGGACUACUUUCAGACCAGUCACGUGUACUGCAGUGGCCUCCCCGGCCUUGGAUAUCAGUAUCCAAGAGAAGAGCUCGUCAGAGUGGUCCGCAAUGCAGAACCAAUAGCCAAGUACCUACAAGAAAUUAUGCGACGGGUCAGAAAAAAUCCACCACCUAACAUCCCCUCCAAGUCCCUGAAUAUAUUCAGUAAAGCUAAAUGGUCUCAGAGUGUUACAGGCUACUUUAAGAGAAUCACGUACUCGAACUUGGAAAUGAUGGUGGUUUGUAUAACAGAGAAAUGCCAGUUUCUCUUGAGGAAUGGUUAUUCCUGCAAAGAUAUUGCUGUGAUUUUCAGCACAGCAAGUGAUGUAGAUGCAUUUAAACAUAAAUUUCAAGAAGCAAUGAGGAAGAUAAGAGCUCAGCUCAAUGAGGAAUCUGAUCAGUUCGUAGUAGAAAAUGCAUCAGCUAUCAUGGGCAAUCACAUUGUAUUGGACAGUGUCCGUCGAUUUUCAGGCCUGGAAAGAAAUAUCGUGUUUGGGAUCGAUCCAAAGGCAGCUGAGUCAGCUGUUUUGUACAAUCUUGUCCUCUGUCUGGCUUCUAGGGCAAGGAAACAGCUGUAUAUUUUUAUUCCCUCAUUUUAAUGAUGGUCUUAAUUUUUCCUAUCAUAAGCACAGUAUAUGCUUCCACUUGUUUGUAUCUCCCUCAAUUUCUUCCUUCAGGAACUUAUACUUUUCUGAUUACAGGUCUUUUACCUCCUUGGUUAAAUUUAUUU